AUGGCGUCGCCAAAGAUCAGCGCCAUCACUGAAUACCUCUCCGUUGGCGGAAACAGACAUCCUGCUGCCGCGGACUGGGACUUGCAGACCGGUAUCCUCGCAUUCGGCGCUGAUAACAAUAUCGCCCUAUGGGAUCCUGCUGACAAGUAUCAUAAUGGGGUUUAUGCCAUAUUAACGGGGCACACAGAUAAAGUGAACGCGGUCAAAUUUUAUACACCCCCUUCCUCCGCGUCCUCAGGCUCCCACCAUUUCUUACUCACUGGCUCUGUUGAUCGGACGAUACGGGUCUGGCGCCAUCAGCAGCAGCAGGCCAAUAACUCCAAUUCCAAUUCCACAUCUACAUCUACAUCUACAUCUACAUCAACUACUAGACCAUUAUUCCAACAUGUUGCAACCUUACAAGGCCACGAAGGCUCCAUAAACUGCAUUGCCGUUGCGCGCGGUUCAGAUCUAUUCGUCUCCGGUGCCGCGGAUGGGACUGUGAGGAUGUGGAGGCUAGAUACCGGCAAGAGGCUAAGUUGCAAUGGGCAUGAGAAUGAUUUUCUGACAGUACGAGGACAAUUGGUGCAGACGAUUACCCUGAAACCAAAGUUUUUCCCGUUGGCACUCGCCUUGAGGACGCUUUGUGUAGAGAAGAAGGAACCGAAAGAGAAUGGGAAAGGGAAUGCUACGUGUGCUCCACCAAUGGUUCUGGCUGUCGGCGGGACGAGGAAUACGAUACAGAUCUUUGUGAUGCAGGGGCACGAAGGGGAGGAAUUUGAGCUUAAAGCUUGUCUUGCGGGUCAUGAGGCGUGGGUGAAAUCUCUUGCCUUUACGGAUAUGAAUGGUGAACAGAGUCAGACGUCAUCGCAAUCACAAUCUAAAUCGCAAUCGCAGGAUAUAUUCCUCGCGUCUGCCAGUCAGGAUAAAUAUAUUCGUCUCUGGCGGGUUCAUGCGGGCGAUGACCGCGUCCCAGUCCGAGGGAACGCCAAUGGGGAGGCGGAGGUGAUACUCGAAGCUAACGUCGAGCAGACACUCUCCAAUAAGGUGCAUGAAUUCGAAGCAAGUGGGAUGAAGUAUUCCAUUACUUUUGAAGCCCUCCUUUUCGGCCAUGAGGACUGGAUCUAUACCGUCGCCUGGAGCCCGGAUCCCCCACAUUCCAAGCUUCUCUCCGUCUCUGCGGAUAACUCGUUGGUUAUCUGGGAGCCGGACCCGGUCUCGGGCGUCUGGUACCCUGCCUCGCGAAUGGGGGAGAUUAGCGUGCAGAAGGGGUCUACAACGGCCACGGGGAGUACUGGUGGGUUCUGGAUUGGUCUUUGGUCACCUCGUGGUGAUACGGUGGUUAGUUUGAGCCGUACGGGUUCCUGGAGAAUGUGGAGAUUUGAGGAAGCGUCGGAUCUUUGGGUGCAGGAUGUUGCUGUUACGGGCCAUGUGAGGUCGGUUAAUGGGAUUGCGUGGGAACCGACGGUUGGGGGUUAUCUCCUGUCGACGAGUUCGGAUCAAACAACGAGAUUGCAUGCUAGGUGGAGACAUGGUAGUAGCAGUGAUGCCCAGCAGCAGGUUUCAUGGCAUGAGUUUGCUAGACCGCAGAUACAUGGAUAUGAUCUAAACUGCAUAGCGUCCCUGGGCCCCUGGCGCUUCGUCUCAGGUGCCGAUGAGAAGCUUCUCCGCGUUUUUAAUGAGACAAAGGCAAUUGCCAACCUCCUCGAGAAUCUCACAGGGUUCACUGGUGGGCCUAAACCGGCCGACAUGCCGGAGUCAGCUAACAUCCCCGUCCUCGGCCUGUCUAACAAAGCUGCUAAAGACAACGAUGACGACGACGACGACGACAACGAACAACAAGAUGAAGACCAUGACGAACAAUCCACCUCACCAGCCCAAUCCCAACUGCACCCGCAAUCAUCCUCCGCCCUGAACCUCCCCCACCCCCCUCUCGAAGACCACCUAUCAAAAUACACUCUCUGGCCCGAACACGAAAAACUCUACGGUCACGGCUACGAAAUCUCAGCCCUAGCCACUAGCCACGACGGCACGCUCAUCGCCACAGCCUGCAAAGCCAGCUCGCUCGACCAUGCAGUUAUCCGCCUGUAUGACGCUGCCUCGUCAUCCUGGCGGGAGAUUCGUCCCCCACUCACGUCACAUUCGUUGACGAUUACAUGUUUACGGUUUUCGGCGGAUGAUAUGUUUUUGGUUAGCGUGGGGAGGGAUAGGCAAUGGGCGGUUUCAAGGAGGGUGGAGGAGGGAGGGGAAGGGGAAGGGCAAGGUGGAGUUUUUAAGUUGUUAUGUGCGAAUCCGAAGGGCCAUUCAAGGAUGAUUUUGAGUGCCAGCUGGGCACCGAUGGUGGAUGGUGCUGAUGCGGGUAAGAGAAUGUUUGCGACGGCGGGGCGGGACAAGACUGUGAAGUUGUGGAUGCAGGGGCAGGAUCAGGAGUCGUUUACGUGUAAAGCUACGAUGACCCUUUCAAGUCCUGUUACGGCGGUUGAUUUUCUCCCUGUGGUUGUUGGGCAGGGCUGGUUUUUCCUUGCUGUGGGCUUGGAUACGGGGCGGCUUAGUAUACAUGCUUUUGCGGUUGAUGGGCUUGGGCAGGUUGGAGAGGGCUGGGCAUUGCCUGCGUCCGAAUGUCCAUCUAAAUCUGUUACGCAGUUGGCGUGGAGGCCUGUGGGCAGCGGAAAUGGGGUAAUGGAUGACAAUAGGGGGUAUGAGCUUGCGGUUGCGAGUGAGGAUAGUUCAGUGCGGGUGCUCAGGAUUGAGGGUUUGUCACCUUAA
Paracoccidioides lutzii Pb01 is the source of this 2745-nucleotide messenger RNA. Its product is annotated as elongator complex protein. The record is from RefSeq and is a predicted model, not a curated record. Bases 1 to 2745 code for a protein of 914 amino acids. Gene Ontology annotation, cellular component: elongator holoenzyme complex. Gene Ontology annotation, biological process: tRNA wobble uridine modification. The transcript is spliced from 2 exons. Gene Ontology annotation, molecular function: protein binding.